Molecule: messenger RNA, 489 nt
Organism: Aureobasidium namibiae CBS 147.97
Lineage: Eukaryota; Fungi; Ascomycota; Dothideomycetes; Dothideales; Saccotheciaceae
Exons: 3
Coding region: 1-489 (162 amino acids)
Source: RefSeq, a predicted model, not a curated record
AUGACAGACGCCAACUCUCCCUUCGACCCCGACGGCGACAGUCUCAUGCAGUCUGGCAAUUCUUCCCCCAAGCCGAGCACUCCUCACGCUCAGAUCCGCUCCAUCGCCAUCUCCGACCUCUCGCCUCCCAACUCACAGGGCGUCCCUCUUCCUGUCGACAUGCCCACCGUCGCUCCCUCGGCUUCCGGCGCAAACAUGAACGGCAAACGCCCCAUAUCCUCCAUCGAUCAGUCCCAAGAGUCGCAGGGCGGUGUACCUCUCGGUGCUGCUAUUCCUACCGAUGUGUCCGUCAGAGCUACAGCCACAUAUCAGUACACCCAACCAGAGGAUGCGCCUGGCUAUGCUUGGAAGAACAAAAAGGCUCAGGACGACUUCAACCGUGCUUGGGACUCGCUGGUCGACAAGAAUCGUAGAAUCGGCAACAAGUACGGCGACCCAUUCGCCAUGGCUGAUCGCGAACUCGCCAUGAUGAACCAGCCCUCACAGUAG